This is a messenger RNA of Trypanosoma grayi, 663 nucleotides long. RefSeq names its product cytochrome b5 domain containing 1. Bases 1 to 663 code for a protein of 220 amino acids. NCBI's taxonomy places the organism in Eukaryota, Euglenozoa, Kinetoplastea, Trypanosomatida, Trypanosomatidae. The transcript has a single exon. The record is from RefSeq and is a predicted model, not a curated record.
AUGCCACGACACUACACCCCGCGGGAGGUCCGCGCGCACUGCUUCGAGGAUGACGCGUUUGUGUCAGCCAACGGCAAGGUGCUAGACAUCACCCCGCUCAUUCAGCAGUACCAGGGCACACGCUACGCCAGCCUCGUGCAGCCGCUCAUCCGCGCCGCCGGUGCUGACAUCUCGCAUUGGUUCGACAAGACGACGAUGGACCUCAAGACGUGCAUCGACCCCGAGACGGGCUUCCGCACAUAUGCGCAGCCGUUCGGCCGCUUCGCACACAUCCCGACCGUUCUCCCCGAUAGCAGCAUCGACCUCAGCUACGACGUGCCGUGGUGGCAGGACGAGAAGUACGCCAUUGGAAGUCUUACCCGCAAGACGCGCAAGAUCCGCAUCGUCAACACGCUCAACGGGCACGAGCACACACUGGAGGUCUGUGCGGAGGAGACGCUGCACGAGAUUGUCAUGACGCGGUUUCUCUCAAUUAACGCCCACGCGCUGAGUUACACGUGGCGCCGCCACGACCCGGAGGGUCGCGACCUCGACAUGAGCAAGACGCUUGACGAGAACGGCGUCGUUGACGAGUCGGAGGAGUUUGAGUCGCUGGGCUUGAACGCCGACUUCUACAUCCCAACGCUGCACCUCUACUACGACGACGACCUGACUGAGGCGUAG